This is a messenger RNA of Aspergillus neoniger CBS 115656, 987 nucleotides long. Its product is annotated as ribonuclease H-like protein. NCBI's taxonomy places the organism in Eukaryota, Fungi, Ascomycota, Eurotiomycetes, Eurotiales, Aspergillaceae. Gene Ontology annotation, biological process: ribosomal large subunit assembly; rRNA processing. The record is from RefSeq and is a predicted model, not a curated record. The transcript has a single exon. Gene Ontology annotation, cellular component: nucleus. The annotation marks the transcript as partial. Gene Ontology annotation, molecular function: nucleic acid binding; exonuclease activity.
CUCGAUUUCAACACAAACACCAACGUCAUUCUGCAUCCUCUUGAACAGUGUCUAAUCCUGAGGUAUCUGCGUUCGAAUUGCCAUUCAGAGAGCCGCCUUCGGAGAGAAGGAUACAUCCUAGGGCCAGUCACAGUAAGGAAUAAAGACUUUCCACGAAAGGGGUCCAUUCCCACUUAUCAAUUUCGCGAAACGCCGUCUGCGGAACAGCCUGGACUCAAGAGACAUGCCAUCGCACUCGAUUGUGAGAUGAUCGGUGUCAAAGACAAUCGGCAAACUCUCGCGUUCAUGAGUGCCAUUGACUUUUUGACAGGCGAUGUUCUCAUUAGCCGCUACGUAGCACCAUCCGAGGAGGUCAUUGACUGGAGAUCAAAAAUUACCGGAAUAACCCAAGAUGUUAUGACAAGCGCCACGAUAUCUGGCGCUGCAUUCAGAGAUUGGCGAGAAGCGCGCGAGAAUUUAUGGCAAUUUGCCGAUACAUCCACCGUUUUCGUUGGCCAAUCCCUUAAUUAUGACCUUGAGGUUCUGGGAAUCUGUCACAACAAAAUUGUUGACUCCGCCAUUUUGACUGCGGAGGCUGUAUUUCCAGCUACUAGCCCCACGGAGAGUUUACCUCGCGCUUGGAGCUUGAAGGCCGUGGCCAAAACUCUUUUGGAUUUGGAGAUUCAGAGCGGAGAUCGUGCGCACAGUGCUUUGGAAGACGCAUAUGCGGUACGCGACGUGAUCAUAUUCUGCAUCAGAAACCCGGAACAGUUAAAGUCAUGGGCAGAGCUUCGACGGAAAGAAGAGAGACAAAAGGGCAAAAAAAGCCGGCACAAGAGCAAGGCCAAACGAAAUCUGACCACGUCGUCUACUCAAGAUAUCCAGCAUAAAACUCGGGUGUUAAGGAAUGAGUUCGAAUACGAUAUUGGUGACGAUGACGAAUUUUGCUUGUCCGAGUAUGCUAGGAAUGCUGGCUGGCCAGACGGGUGGGAUCCUUGGUCUGAUUGA